UCUCCCUGCAGUGUUUUAUUGUACGAUACACAGCAACACUGUGUAUGUCUAAUAAAGAAGUUGUUAUCAAUAAUACUCCUUGUCAUGCUUACAUCCCAUUUCUCAAUGCCUAUAAACACUCAUAGGUCAACUGUAUUUGUUUAUCAAAUAAAUAAAUAAAUAAAUAAAUAAAUAAAUAAAUAAAUAAAUAAAUAAAUAAAUAAAUAAAUAAAUAAAUAAAUAAAUAAAUAAAUAAAUAAAUAAAUAAAUAAAAUAAAUAAAUUUGUCUAAUUAAUAAAUAAAUAAAUAAAUGAUCAAACACGUCGUAAUAUCAACCUCAUACCUUUCUAACAUAUUUUAUUGAUCUCGCAAUGUAAUGGAAAAUCUAUUCAUUGUCCAUUAUGGUCCCUUAAAGUACACUCUAGAAAUCAAUACAUUCAACCACACUACAGGCUAGCAAGACCCGGAGAGCGUCCUCAGUUUACAACACCUUUAUUGCGGACGGUUGUAAUCGGUCUCAUUCUUCAAUGAAUACUUUCAGGUUUAAGAAAAACUGGCGCUCUUAUGCAACAAUUGCAGGUCUUCUUAUAACUAGUUACCUAUUUGUUUCGAAAUACUGGCUAUCGACUGAAGCUCCAAACAAAAAUAUUCAAGCUGCAAAACAUGAGGAUGUUCGAAACCUUGAAGCCACCAGGAAACUCAACUUUGACAGAAGCCCCAUAUCUGGUGUAGUAGAAAACAAAAGAGAAACCAUAACCAAAAAAGCAAGACUAUCUUAUAAGUUCAGGGCUAAGAGAGCAUUAAAACGCAAGAGAAAAGCCAGGAAACCUUCGAGGGCUGUUGUAUUUGCUGGCAAAAGAAACCGAAGAAGAGAGCGCCCAUUACACAGUUUCAAAUAUGAACGGGUCCUCCGUGAAUACACGCCACGCAUUGACUGGUCAUAUUUUAAUAACAGGAAGAAAAUAUUGAAUAAUCAUUCAAUUUCCUUCAACAUACUACCGACCUGGGUUGGUAACGAGCACCCUUACCUCAUCAUCAUGGUGUUAUCACAGACUCGGUAUCACAGAACGACUAUUAGACAAACUUAUGGGAGUGUCGCACAUGGACAAAACUGGCCUGGGAGUAAUCUGACUUUGAACAUAAAAAUGAUAUUUGUAUUUGGAGAUACAGGGAGCAAGGCACAUGAGGCCAUUCUGAAGGAAGAAAGCAAAAUAUAUGGCGAUAUUUUGCAAGGUAACUUUUCUGACUCUUACAAGAAUCUUACACUGAAAGUUUUAACAGGAUUAAAAUACGUUGCGGAGUAUUUUCCUGACACACAGUACGUAUUAAAAGCGGAUGACGACACAUUCACAGAUGUUGACCGUCUUGUUAGAUUACUGUCGAAACUGCAGCCCGUGAACACAGUUCUUGGUUUCAUUCACAAGUUUUCUGUUGUUAAAAGACGAGGCCAAUGGGGCCUUUCAAGGACUGUUUACCCUUUCCCACUCUACCCUCAAUAUGCAGCGGGAAAUACAUAUGUUCUGACAAUGGAUUAUGUGAAAUGUGUUCUUAAAAAGGCUAAGUUCUUUCCAUAUAUGUUGAUAGAAGAUGCAUUCAUAACUGGCAUAAUGUGUGUUCUAUGCAACGGUACACAAUAUCAUGUAGAAGGUUUCACACACUGGAAGGAAAGGGUGGCUUCUCCCAAAUCAUUUCUGGACGGAAAAAGGAUUUCCGGAAAUAGAGUGAAGGACGAAAUAAAACAUGAGAUAUGGGACCAGUUAUUAGAUUUAUAUGGAUAGGUUUCCUAAUGCCUUAUGUCACAAUCUCCAUCGAAUGUUUGUUUUCGCUGUAAACGCUUUAUGGUUCAGAGCCAAAGCGACGUUAAACUAAGUCACCCAUUACCACAGUUCAGUUCGCAGCAAAUGUCCCUCUGGUUUUGUAAUGAAACUUUCAGCUGGUGAGUCAUGUGUGGUCAGAAGACAUUCCAGAGUUCCUCAACCUCUGCCGCGCUUCACACAAGGCAGUAUCACAUAACUAUAAACAAACAAAUCGGAUGGCUAACAAGUGAAUGAGCAAUUUAUUUGGCAUCCUGUAAUCCCCUGAAAAAUCUACAAUCUGGUCCACAUUGACCUGCUGUCUAAUGGACUGUGACGGACACUGACUGUAAACAGGACACUUAUGUGGUGGAAGAGCUAGAGCAAGGGGUAUUCCUGGAUUUUAUUUGUAGUUUCUGCGAUUUUCAACCUGUAAGCGUACACUAUUGUAAAGGUGUGAUAAUGCUAUUAUUGGAGGAGUAACGCGUGGUGGGUUUUGUUGUGACAAUGGAGUAUGAUUUCUAUUUUAUGGGUCCACAUAUUAAUUCAUGUCGUCGUUAGUUGUCAAGUCAUGUGAAUUCCAUACUAAUGGAUUAUGCCUAAUGUCUCUUAAUUACUAGUUACUAAAAGGUUAUGACUCAUGUGUUUA
Molecule: messenger RNA, 2421 nt
Organism: Haliotis rufescens (red abalone)
Lineage: Eukaryota; Metazoa; Mollusca; Gastropoda; Lepetellida; Haliotidae
Product: beta-1,3-galactosyltransferase 1-like
Exons: 2
Coding region: 507-1757 (416 amino acids)
Cellular component (GO): membrane
Molecular function (GO): hexosyltransferase activity
Source: RefSeq, a predicted model, not a curated record